AUGAGACAGAAAUCUCGUACAGUCCACGAGGGAGUGUAAAAUACAUUAUAAAGCGUCGAUUACAACGAGUGCAUAUACUAGUGUAUUCUCACAAAGAAGAAAUUCAUUGGUAAGGGUCCAAGGUAUAUCUACUUAUUUAAGAAUCACAUCUGUAUUGGAAAAUCUCCCAAGAUGCAAAUUCCUGAGAGGUAGUUAGUAAUCAAUACGGACACUCGCAUUUCGUGGCAAUACUCAAAAAGCAUGUUAAAAUCAAUAACCUUUUAAGUUGGAAGCCAUUCCUACGAGUAUUUUGGAAGCAACGAAUAGCUAAGGGAAAUCAAAUAGAAGUUCGCUUUGUAUGCAUUUCAAAUGAAAAUACAGGAUGAAUAUCAAGCUGAAUCGGUUUUAGGCAAGGGUUCUUAUGCCACUGUGCUUGAACUAACCAAUUUGUAUAAUCAUCAAUAAUACGCAGCCAAAUGUAUAGAUUAAUAGAAAAUAAACGAAAAAAAAAAUGGGUAUCGUCAAUUGAUGCAAGAAGUAGAGACUAUGCGAAUUCUCUCUGAACACAAGCAUUAGAACAUACUCCAAUUGCAUGAAUUGUAUAUUGGAAAUCAAAACUAUUACUUGGUCAUGGAGUUAGCCAAAGGUGGGUCUCUCUUAUCGUUAAUGAAAAAGAGAUCCACCUUAUUCAGUAGGAGUGACAUCAGAAUAAUCAUGAGAUAGCUGUUAGAAGGACUGGAAUUUAUUCAUUCAUUCAAUAUCAUGCAUAGAGACUUGAAACCUGAAAAUAUUUUAUUCAUGUCAAAAGAGUUGGAAUCUCUCAAGAUAGCAGACUUUGGGUUGGCACAAUCUUGUGAUUAACAUCCUUACACUUAUCCCAAAUGUGGUACUCCUGGCUUCGUGGCUCCAGAGAUUUUGGAAUAAGAUUCAGAGUUUGCAAGAUACUCGACUGUUUGUGAUAUCUUCAGUGCUGGAGUCAUCCUUUAUGUUUUAUUAGUUGGAGAACCUUUGUUUGAAAAAAAAGACAGACGAGAAUAAUUGGAAUUAAAUAGAAGAUGUGAGAUUAAUUUCCAAAGAUUCUCAUAAGAUUAGUUGGAUGAUGUGGAGAGAGAUUUGAUGUCCAAAAUGUUAUCAAAAAAUCCACAUCAUAGAUGGAAAGCUACUGACUUACUAAAACAUAAGUUCUUUAUACAAUCUGAAGACCAAAUUGAAAAUGAGAUUGAUUAUCCAAAAUAGGUCAACAUGGCCAUACUUAAAAAGUCAGCUAUGCCUACCUUUUCGAAAAAUCCAUUCAUGCAAUCAAUAACCAGGGAUAAAGCAUUAACAACAAGAGAUUAAAGUUAAACCCUUGUCACUAGACCUAAGAAUUGUACAUUAAUUAUGUAGACAAAUCUACAUUUUGAUAAAUCAUCCUAGGAGCAGAUUAUUCCACUCGAAAAACUUACCAAUUUUAUUGGAUCUUUCAAUUUAAUUAAGGAUGAAAUAAAUUAAUGAAUUUCUAUUCUGUUAUUAUAUAAAAAAUAGUUGCAUAUAAAAUAA
Paramecium tetraurelia is the source of this 1518-nucleotide messenger RNA. RefSeq lists its product as uncharacterized. Gene Ontology annotation, cellular component: nucleus; cytoplasm. Gene Ontology annotation, biological process: protein phosphorylation; mitotic DNA damage checkpoint signaling. NCBI's taxonomy places the organism in Eukaryota, Ciliophora, Oligohymenophorea, Peniculida, Parameciidae. Gene Ontology annotation, molecular function: ATP binding; protein serine/threonine kinase activity. The transcript is spliced from 4 exons. The record is from RefSeq and is a predicted model, not a curated record.